AUGAGUGGAGUGGUUGGGGUGUGUGUACUGGGGGCUGGCCAAGAUGUGGGCAGAUCUUGCGUUAUUGUUACUAUAGGCGGCAGAAAGGUCAUGUUUGACUGCGGUGCGCACUCUGGAUACAAUGACAAUAGGAGGUAUCCUCUAUUUUCGUUAUUGGAAUCUAAAGAAUCCCCUAUUACAGUGAAUUCCAGCAAUAAAACUGAAAAAAUAUCAAAUUUUGACAUCGAUUGUAUCAUACUAACUCAUUUUCACAUCGAUCAUUGUGGAGCUCUGCCUUAUUUUACUGAAAACUUAGGGUACGAUGGACCCAUCUUAAUGAGUUAUCCUACCAAAGCACUAACUCCUAUUCUGCUAAAAGACAGCUGCCGAGUACAAUCCCUGAAACAUACGAAAAAGAAUCCUAUAAUGGACAGUGAUAAAUCUUUCAUGGCGUUACUUAACGAAAAUCCAGCUGCCUCAUACGAAGAAUCACUCAAUUUCACUGAGCAAAGUGUUGAAAAAUCGUUGUCUCGUGCUAUACCACUACAACUGCACUCUGAUACCCAUAUUGGCGAUUUGACAAUUAGGCCUUACUAUGCAGGGCAUGUCCUUGGGGCAUCAAUAUUUGCCGUAAGAUAUAAAUCUCAACUUGUUGUAUACACAGGCGACUUCAAUACGAUGUCUGAUAAACAUUUGGGACCGGCAAAGAUACCUAAGCUGGAGCCAGAUGUGUUGAUCUGUGAAAGCACAUAUGCCACCAUUGUACGUCCAUCAAGGAGAUCAGCGGAAGUGGAAUUAUGCAAAGCGGUUAAAGAUACGUUGGAUCAUGGGGGUAAAGUGCUGAUACCCGUGUUUGCUGUAGGCCGUGCCCAAGAAUUAGCGAUCAUUUUGGAGUGUUUUUGGAAGCGAGUAAAUUUGAACUAUCCCAUAUAUUUCGCUGGUGGUAUGUCAGAAAGGGCAUCUACAUAUUACAAAUUACACUCGUCAUGGGCUUCAGAUGGGCAAUUGUUUGAAUCUACUUUGAUAAGCGCCUUUGAUCAUGACUUUAUCAACGAGAAGCGGCCAAUGGUUUUAUUUGCUACACCUGGAAUGUUGAAUGGAGGGUUAUCUCUUAGUGUAUGCAAGGCUUGGGCACCAGAUCCCCAUAAUUUAAUAAUAAUUCCAGGCUACUGCAUCCAAGGGACGGUGGGCAAUAGACUCAUUAUGGGUGAGAAGUUGAUUAAGACCGUCAAUGGUGUAAUUGAUAUCAAGUGCAAGAUUAGAUACUUAUCAUUUUCCGCCCAUGCUGAUUCUGCUGGCAUUCAACAGUUUAUCAACCAUGUAAGUUUAAUUAUAACAUAUAUUCGGCCAAAAAACAUUAUUUUGGUGCACGGGGAGAGGGAUGGAAUACAAAAAUUUGCCAGGCACAUAAAAUCGGAAUUCGGCAUACCAGUUUUCUGCCCUCAAACAGGCCAAUCAAUUACAAUAAAAACGGAAUCUAGUGAUCCAGAUGAAAAAGUAUGGGUGGAUUAUCAACUUUAUAAUAGCGUGGUAGAUAAGCUGGCCCAUCAAAACCCGACCCUGACUAGGAUCGUUAAAAGUUGGUCUCAAUCCCUAGAUCUAUCUUCCAAUGAUGCAAACGAAAUUCUCGCUAGAUCGCAAGAAUUAGAUAUAUCAAGUAUACAUGCAGUAGCACUGCGUGUAAAUAAUUUACCGUGUUUGUUUUCAGAAAUGACUCUAAUCAAUAGUGCUUUGACUGAGUAUAAUAAGCAACAAGUAUCACCAAAGGAGCCCAAGUUUGAUGUAAAAUCUAUAUGGCAAACUAGCGAAAUAGAAUGUGAUAUUGAUGUGUGGAACAGUGCAUUGAUGAAACUAUCAAACAAUUCCCAAUUAUACCACACCGCACAUACAUUGCACAUUACCGAGGAACGCUGCUGGACUGACGGAUUUGAGGCUAACCGCGAUGGCAAAACUGUCACAAUAAAAUGGUUACAGAUACAAGAAACCGGUUCGUCUAUUGCCCCCCAUUGCCAAUAUCUAGGAGAAACCCUUGAACAGUUGCUGAUUGGAUAG
Molecule: messenger RNA, 2031 nt
Organism: Babesia microti strain RI
Lineage: Eukaryota; Apicomplexa; Aconoidasida; Piroplasmida; Babesiidae
Product: integrator complex subunit 11
Exons: 8
Coding region: 1-2031 (676 amino acids)
Biological process (GO): snRNA processing
Cellular component (GO): nucleus
Source: RefSeq, a predicted model, not a curated record